Molecule: messenger RNA, 1556 nt
Organism: Sus scrofa (pig)
Lineage: Eukaryota; Metazoa; Chordata; Mammalia; Artiodactyla; Suidae
Gene: TMEM203
Product: transmembrane protein 203
Biological process (GO): intracellular calcium ion homeostasis
Cellular component (GO): endoplasmic reticulum
Source: RefSeq, a predicted model, not a curated record
CUAGGGCUGCGCCCGGCGGGGCAUGGCGUCCGAGCGCCGCGGGCGUCCGCUGGCGGCCAGUGUCGGGUCCCGGGCUGGGGCUUGGGGGUCGGCGGCGCGCCGGGGCCGAGGGCCGGGGCAGGUGGGGGCCGCUCGCUGCCUCCCGCUGGCCGCGGCGCCGACGGAGGCAGGCGCCGGCGAGGCCCGUAAGGAGUGGAGGCCCAGCCCUGAGGUUGGGACGCUCUGCCGGGCCCUGGCCCGCGCUCAGCCGGCGCGAUGCUUUUCUCGCUCCGGGAGCUGGUGCAGUGGCUGGGCUUCGCUACCUUCGAGAUCUUCGUGCACCUCUUAGCCCUGUUGGUGUUCUCCGUGCUGCUGGCCCUGCGUGUGGAUGGCCUGGCUCCCGGCCUCUCCUGGUGGAACGUGUUCGUGCCCUUCUUCGCAGCGGACGGGCUCAGCACCUACUUCACCACUAUCGUCUCCGUGCGCCUCUUCCAGGACGGAGAGAAGCGGCUGGCCGUGCUCCGCCUUUUCUGGGUCCUCACAGUUCUUAGCCUCAAGUUCGUCUUCGAGAUGUUGUUGUGCCAGAAGCUGGUGGAGCAGACUCGGGAGCUCUGGUUCGGCCUGAUCACGUCCCCGGUGUUCAUUCUUCUGCAGCUGCUCAUGAUCCGUGCCUGCCGGGUCAACUAGCCUCGCAGAGGAUAUAUUGGAAUGCUGGACCCCAAGCUGAGGUCCCACUUGUACUGCAUCAGAAGUCUGAGUCUGACAUCCAGCUUGAGCCCUGCCGAGUGCCCAGUUUUCUCUCUUCCAGUCAUGUCUGAACUUGUUCCCUCAGCAGGGCUAAAAAGAGCAGCCAUGAUCCUUGAAAUGUACUCCCUCUUCUUUCAUGCUUUGAAUAGCUAACUUUGAAUUGAGAUCCCGAGAAGGGCCCCAGGCCACACAGUACUGAACACCUCUGACAGGUGGAAACUACAUGUAGGCAAAAUGCUCUGAUCGGCUCUGAGUACUUUCAUGGAUCCUGGGGAGGUACCCCCUGUGCAAAGGCUGCGAAGCUGGACUCGAGCUUUCCUCUGGCCAGCAGCGCUGACCUGAGCGCUCCCGGCCCCAGCCCCAGCCCAUCCAGGAGAAGACCUCCUUCGAUGCCUGAGCUCUGGAAAGUGUAAACGUGCUUGUGUCUCCUUCCUGGUUUCCCUGGGGAGGACAGGCCUUCUUCAUUCCAGCCCAGGCAGACAGGAGUACGUUGAAUAAUCACGACUGGAACCCUAUGUGGAGUUCUCCACAUAGCUGUGUGCUUUCCAGGCACUGCUUGGCUUCCUGUCCCAGCAGAUUGCAGUGUCGUGACUUGUGCAUCACCUUGUGGCCGGCCCUGUUAGCGUACCUGAGACAGAUGUAGGCCUUCCUAGGGGACCAGGGAGAGGACCAGGUACCCUGAGGCUCGUGGGCAUUGCGACCUACAAACGAGAAGUCUGCACAUGGUCUCAGCCCAUGCUUGUUGGCCUGAGGGCUUUGGUGUGGUGUCAGUCAGGUGCCAAAUGAGAACAUCUGCUGAGAUGAAAAUAAAAGCAUGUUUUGCUGACGUG